Molecule: messenger RNA, 5832 nt
Organism: Sycon ciliatum
Lineage: Eukaryota; Metazoa; Porifera; Calcarea; Leucosolenida; Sycettidae
Exons: 15
Coding region: 158-5041 (1627 amino acids)
Biological process (GO): tRNA methylation
Cellular component (GO): nucleus; tRNA (m1A) methyltransferase complex
Source: RefSeq, a predicted model, not a curated record
AAGAACUGAUUCUGGAUUUUAUUCGUGUUGAUUGCCCUAGCUCGAGCUGUGACUGAGAGGAGGUUUGUUUACCAAUGAUUAUGUGAUUCUUGUUGAAGGAAGUAGUUAGUUACGAAGAACUGAGAUUUGCUGAGUUUUCAGCUCGAAGGUGGCGACCAUGGAUCUCAUCACGCGCGAUGAGCCGGUCGUGCUCAUAACACCACAAUUCAAGACGACAGCUGUGCUGAAUCAAAAGAUCACCAUGAUAAAUCGGCAGAAAGUUGACACGACGCCGGCUAUAGGAAUGCCGUUCGACUCUGUGUUUGAAAUGCAAAAGACGUCUGGCUCGUCGAAUCGUCCCGUCUUCAAACUGGUCCUGCUACCCGGUGAACGCAACCUGAUGAAGUCUGAUGAACGUGAUGUACAAGCGGCUGGUGAUUAUGACAAUCGCAACCUAAAGGAUGAUGGUUCGUCUCAAGCAUUGGACUAUGAGGAGAUUGAGCGCCUGAAGGCUGGAGGUCUCCGCGAUCAGGCUAUGGUGGAUCAUCUAGUGGCACACAGCAAGACGUUUGAAGAGAAGACAGACUUUUCCAAGGCGAAGUACCUGAAGAAAAAGCAGGCCAAGUACUGCUGCCGGGUCAAGAUCUGUCGUCCUAAUAUUCAGUUGAUGUGGGACCAGUUCUCAAACAAUGUUGGCAAUCUCAAGGACAACAAAAUCUGCCAAUUGCGACUCGACACGAUAUCUCAGAUCGUCAAUCAAGCUGAUGUUCAGUUUGGGUCACGCCUUCUGCUGGUGGAAAACUGCAUGGGCCUGGUUGCUGCAGCAAUGUUAGAACGACUUGGAGGCUCGGGAUCUCUUGUGCACAUCCACAACUAUCAGAGCAAUCACUCAGUCAUUUCGAAAACUCACCGCGGUGAAAUCAGAAUACCCAUCAUCCCUGCUGUGUGCUCCCCUAAACUCCGUAAAACACUUAUAGACUUGCCGCUGGCAGAGUUGACUUGGAUGCUGGCAGAUGAACACUCCUGGCCAUCCAGGCUCAUCGAAUGGGCAGACUCCCAUCCAUCCAGUGACCUGCACUCAUUACUUGACAACUUUGAGCCCUCAAUCGAAGAGUCAUCUGAGAUGCCACGCUUGCCGGGGGGACGGAGGCGGCAAGCCCCUUCGCGUCAACAACAGCGGCAGGACACUGAAAAGGGAACAGAUGAAGCCAUGGACACUGAACAGGUGGAUCGCGAGCCCGUGCAAGCAGACACAGACAAUGGCGAUGUGCAAAGCGGUACUGCAACGUGCACUGAAACAACUUCCUCUGCCGCCGCAUCAGAGGAGACAUCGGAAUCCAGUCUGAGUCGAGACCAGGUCCCCGCAGCUUGCAUGCCAUGUGAGCCCAUGGCCAUGGACAGCAAGCUGGAGCGUAUAAUCAUGCUGUCACGCUUGAAGAGAGACCUCUGGAAAGGCAACUACCAUGGCCUCAUUCUGUGCACAUCGUAUCGUCCUUGGCCGCUUGUUGAAAAGCUGAUUGGCUUUGUUGGACCUUCCCGGCCCGUCGUCAUUUAUAGCCGCUACAUGGAGCCACUGAUGGAGUGCUUUGACAACAUGAUUGCAUCGUCCACAUUCAAUGCUGUGCGAAUCAUUGAGCCUUGGAUGCGAGAACACCAGGUCCUACCUGAUCGUAGCCACCCACUGAUGCGCAUGGUAUCAAGUGGUGGAUACCUGCUGGUAGCAACGACGGUCAUGACAAAGACGGUGGCCAAGUCUCAACUGCCACACUACAAAGUGCGUGCCCACCAGGAGCAUUCAGUCAUGGAAGGGGAGAAUGUGGUGCAAGAAGCGCUGCGCAUCCUGCGCGAGAAAGGCCUUCAAGUCGGUGGUAAUCAGACUGCACAUGGAUCCUGCGGAGCAGCGUCCGCCGUUGAUACUACAGUACAGGAGAUGGACACAGCUCCAGGUCAAUCUCUGGACCGUGAGACAUUGUCUCACAUACCAGCAGCAGCAGCAGGAGCAGAAGCAGCAGCAGCAGCAGUGACGGUAGCGACAGCACCGGGACCAGUGUCUGGCAGUGAGCAGCAGAAUGCUGGUGAGAUGAGAAUCUCCACUGCUCAGACUGGUACUACCCUGAGUGGUAGCUGUGCUGCUUCAGCUGCAGGGCCACCUGCGAGCAGAACAGUUGCUCGCGGCAGUCCUGCCAGCGAUGCUCACGAGGGCAACACUGACCCCCCGUGUUCAGAAACGGCUGUGACGGUCAGUGGCCCUCCUGCUGCUGGCAUUUCAUUCGCUGGCAAUUGUGCUGUGCCGGCCCUCUCACAGGUCGAAUGUGGUGUGGUGACUGGCAGUGAGCCUGGAGGUGUUUCUGAGAAUAUGUCUGGUGUGCGGUGUAGUGAGAAGAGCCAAGCAGUCGCAGCAGCUGCAGACGACAUGCACACUGAAGCUGAACUCUCAGACCUACCUGCGGAAGAUGAAUGUGAAAUGGCAAUUGACGUCCUCUCUGUGUCCAGUGAGGAUUCACCUGCUUAUGCAUGUCUGUGGGGAGACGAAUCAGGAAGUGAAACUGAAGCGGAUUCCAACAAGCCGUUCACAAUUCUCGACUUAGAAGCUGAAGAUGGCGAUGCUGGUGCAACAUUAGUUGAAGCUGAAGAGGAGGCGGUGUACCGCAGCAGCAACAGCAGCGACAGUAAGAAUGCCACUGCGAAUUCGUCGGUUGCUAGCUCUACUGGUGCAGAGGUACGUCAGCCUGACACACCAGUCUCCCCCGUCUUUGCCAGAGAUGUGGACAGUGAUGGUCAGGGCAUUGCCGCUGUCAACCGUGCUCUACGCCGUAGGAUCACGAUCCGCUCGCCUACCCCGGAAGAACCUAACACGAGAAGUAGAACGGGGCCGAAACUGGAGAGUGAGCCAAGCGAUGCGCUAACUUGCCCAGCAGUAGCAGUAUCUACUCAGUCUGCCAGGGUCACGUCUGUUGAGCCGUGUUCAGCAGCAUCUACACGUGCACAGCCGCCGCCAACGACACCUGAUCAAGAUGGGUCCGCUGGCGACGGGCCUACAGCAGUCGCUGGUGUGCACGCUGCUUCAGAGGGACGGCAGCUGUCAGCGUCGUCGGCCUCUGCUGCGGAGGCUGCGGCGGCAAAUAGGUCAGCAGUGACAGUGUCCGGUGAUGGUGCACUCUCUAAGACUUUACCAACUCAGUGCGGCCCUGCUGCUGCACUCGUGUCCAAGCCAACAGCUGAUACCCCAUCUGCUAGUAGCACACCCCAGGAGCAAAGCGCCAGCAGCUCCACAACGGAAAGAAGACCACAACAGCUAGUGCAGAAUGAUAUCAAACACGCUUGUAAGACGGAGAUACUGUUAAAAAAACAGGUGACCUUGCUUUCAACGUUUAUCCGCAACACGCAGAAUAAGGAAAUGCAGAAGAGGGUGCAGUGUGAUUUGAAAGAAGCUCAGAACAAGCUCGCAAUCUGUAGCAAAGAACUCGUGAAGCUGAGGGCUGAGCUUCAUUCUGUCCUGACCUAUCAUAGGAUGAAGAGAAUAAAUUUAAGGGACUCGCAGCCGGCGAUGCCACCAAAGGUAGCCCCGAACCCACAACAACACCCCCAUAAUCCGAAAAGGGUCUCAAAGCACCAAAAAAGACUGGCUGUGAGAGCGGAGAGACAAGCGCGCAAGCGAGCUGCUAAAUCGGCAACACAAGGCACAGAACAACACUCAGCCGGUGGUGCAGCUCCAGGACUAGGCAUGCCUGCUGGCGGUGCAGCUGCAAGCACAGCAGGAUCAGCAGCAACAGCAGCACGCGUCGCAUCUCAUGAUACUGCAGCUACAGCAGCAGCAGCAGCAGCAGAGGUGAACUAUGAUCCAAUGUCUGUGUUCUGUAAACGUGUUCACUCGCAAAGUGCAUCGCGAUCGGGUGACGAGGCAGUCGGGGGACAGCCGCACCCUGACGAGGCAGUUGGGGGACAGCCACACCCUGACGAGGCAGUCGGGGGACAGCCACACCCUGAGCCACAGCAGCAAGCACACAUCCAGCACAGCUGGGGCAACCCAUCACACUCACAGCCAAUGCAGCAAUUCGAAAAUCAAGUAGUGCGGCAGCAGCAGCAGCAGCAGCGAACACCUGUAGUUCAUGCCCAACAAUCACCAGGGCAUCAGAGACAAGAGCAUCCAUGGCAGCAGCAGCAGCAGCAACCAACCCAUCCGUGGCAUAAGCAGGCUCAGCAGCAGCAGCAUCCGUGGCAUGAGCAGCCUCUGCCUGGUGUCGCUUUGAAGAGCAACAAUGCCUCCGUUCACUCCCACCAGCAGCAGCACCAGCAACAGCAGCACCAGCAGCAGGAGAAUAAGAGCACAGGUCAGCAGCAGCAUCAUUUCUCAUCAGCAGGCCUACGCCAUAAGUCCGUAUCAACGCCUGCUGCCUCUAUGACAACGUACCCAUCUCAUGCAUCCUACUUGAGUUCAGAGACAGGCAGUCGCGGAUCUCUGUACAUUGCAGGGAACACGGCGGCCGCAGUUGGACAAGCUCCUGCAUCUACAGCUGUGCAGCAGAGCCGUUGCAGUGCUGGUCCUGGCACUGGGACAAGCAGCAGUAGGACAAGCAGCAGCAGCAGCAGCAACCCUUACCGAGCAACGUCACUGAGUACCCCUCACCCUCCACCACUGGCAGCCAAUAGUGUGCAAUUGUCAUUGUCCAUUGACGCCACGUCACCACUUGCUUCUAUAUUUCAAGCUGCAUGCAGCAACGCAUCAGCAGCAUACAAUAGUAACCAAGCACCGCCUCGCACGCCCUCUCCGCUUGAUAUCGGACAUGUACAAUACGGACAUCCGCAGGUAUCACCCACUGGUCAACGGCAUACAUCCACAUCUAGCUCGGCGGGUCCUAACACACGGAGCAGAUCAAGAGCCUCGGGCUCCCAGACCGGCCAUUCCUCGCGCGCCCGCUCUCCAAUGUCACGCGGCCCUCUUGAGCACGUCUCCCCGUCGCAUCGACGCCAGUUAUCCGACCUCCGUGCACGCAGCCACCCACAGCCUGCGCAUGCUGGCCGUGGUAGUAAAACCUCCUCGAACUCCUGGUCAACGUCUUGAACUUACGGAGUGAAUGUAAGUUAGCUUUGCAUCGCCGUGGCGUAUCUUAGUUUUUUUAUGACGGAGUAGAAAUUACUGCAGUGUUAGUACCGUGUGCUGUUGUGUGUAUGUGUGUGCUGUUGUGUGUAUGUGUGUGUGUGCUGUUGUGUGUGUGUGUGUGUGUGUGUGUGUGUGUGUGUGCACGCGCGUGUGCGUGCGUGUGUGUGUGUGUGUGUGGUUUUCUGUGCGUGUAAAUGUGUGUGCGUGCAUGCGAGAGAUUGUAUAUGUGUGUCUGUCUGUGUCUGUGCCUUCUCAGCUUAUGGAUUGGCAUGUUGAGGUGUAUGCUGUAUGUGUGUGGACUUUUUACUCUCUUUGUUGACUUGGUCAUUCUGCUUCAAUGUCCGUUGGUGUUGCUUCAUCACACCUUCGUUCAUUCUUCGUCUGUAUGACGUGUACAUUUUUGUCCUAAUGUUUUUUGAUUGAGCAUGUUUUUGAGUGGAAGCGAACGCAGCUGUGUGUCCCCUCCCCCAUCGGAGCACCAGUGUCUAUGUGCUUUGUUCAUAUUUUUCUAUCAUGAUAACAUUAUGUCAUAGUGCUGGCACAUCUGAAUACAAUAAUAAUAUACUAGAUAUACUGCAUAUCAUACACAGCAUAGUAUUAUUAUACUACAUAACAUACCUACAUGGUUGGACUACGAUUCGCACUCCAUCAUUCUAGCUAAUUCCUAAGCCAAGUCUACUUGUACCCGCUUUCUUUGCUAAUAGUGUUCUCUCAAAUCCUUUGGGUUACAAAAAGAGUUGAGUCACAAACGA